Molecule: messenger RNA, 1322 nt
Organism: Salvia splendens (bonfire salvia)
Lineage: Eukaryota; Viridiplantae; Streptophyta; Magnoliopsida; Lamiales; Lamiaceae
Exons: 7
Coding region: 293-1177 (294 amino acids)
Source: RefSeq, a predicted model, not a curated record
UUUUCUCUCUAGUGUUGCUAAUACAGCAUCCAAGAGAUCAUCAAGUUGGUUAAAGAAGCGUCAACAUAUUACAUCAAAGAAUUUUGCUGUUACUCUGUAUAACUUGGUUGAAAAUGAGGUACUUGCUAAUGCCAAGACACUGCACAAGAAGUUCAUCUCUGAAAGAGGGAAAUAUAACCUUAAGGGCUCGCAAUUGAAGAAAAGUUGGUGGACAUCGCCUGCAUUCUCGGAACUGGAAAAAAAUUGGUGGUCUGAAUUUUGUGCUUGGAUAAGUGAGUGUGUGCCGUCGUACAUGUUUGAAAUUGAUUCCCAUGGACGUGACAAUGUGAAAUUUGAAGGGUGGAAGAUGUUGGAGGAAAAUAGAUUGGGAGUUGUUCUCACUCAUGCACAAAUGGUUAGCUUGAUUGACAUUCUAGACAUGUUCUAUGAGGAUACUUUCACUCUGCCAGAAAACAUGCUCCCAUGUUAUACAGUUGCAAAACCAUCCAAACUGGAUAUCAAUAAGGGCAGUUUCAUGUUGAAGACAUUGUCAACUGUCCUUGUGAGUGGGAUAUUUUUUGUGACCAUCAGUGUUCUGGGAAAACUUUGUCUACCUAAGCUGCUGCCUAUCAGAAAGAGGUUUAUUCAGCAAAAUUCUCAAUCCCCAUUAUGUGACAUUGUUCAUGUUCCAGAUCAUUCUCUAGAACCCUCUGAGUUGGAAACAUGCUGUGUGUCAAUUAUUAGACGAAUCAAGGAUUCUUUUGGUUGGUCUGGAGAAAUAAGUACACCAGCUAGUGCAUGUGCAUGUAUCGGGGAGCUUCCUAAAUUCAUGAGUGAAGGGGAUUAUAAAAAUUUCAGUAUGUCGGACAUGUCACCCACAUCUAUGCCAUUACAAGCUAGUGAAGAAGAGAUGAAAAGAUUAGAAGACAUCGCUAGUUAUCAGGUAAUGGUGUCGACGGAUGGGAAAAUCAUAGGGUUCCAACCCACUAAUCGAGUUGCUGUUAAUAAUUGGGCUGCAAAUCCAUUGGCCAAAGAGCUGUAUGGUGGGAAAAAACUCUCUCCUGGAUUGUUAGAACCUGGUCUCAAGAUUCGCAAUCCGAAUGGCAUGGUCGUGUUGGAGCUAUUGAUAUCAUUAAAUCCUAAAUCCUAUUUUGCAUUAGUUAGGGCUGUUGAUAUCAGUACAAGUGUUGAUGGUUGAACUUCCUUGUGUGAUAUUGAACCAUUCUCAGAUUUUGUAGAAUAUGUUCUUGCCCUGCUCAAAGGUCUUAAAUGAUGCCAAUCUUUGCAUUAUUUGUAUUGACUGUUAGUAUUCAAAUUAAAUUAACGAGAUUGUUUCUUUAUUA